Molecule: messenger RNA, 2326 nt
Organism: Brassica napus (rape)
Lineage: Eukaryota; Viridiplantae; Streptophyta; Magnoliopsida; Brassicales; Brassicaceae
Exons: 2
Coding region: 1319-2176 (285 amino acids)
Source: RefSeq, a predicted model, not a curated record
UAUACGCAAAAGCGUACAAACGUGAUUUUUUAAUUUUUUUUGCUUUGGAAACGUUUUAAAAAUGUUUUUAAAUAUAUAUAUAUAUAUAUAUUUUAUUCAUUUUAAUUAUGUUUAGUAUAUCUUAAAAUACAAAUAAACAAAUAGUCAUUCUAUUUAAUCAUAUAAAAAUAAAACAAGCUAUCAUUAAACAUCAAAGUCAUAUUUAAAAUUAAAAAUAACAAAACCCCAGCAUUUAGAUAUUAAUUAGUUUAACUAAAAUAAAAAUCAUAACAGUAAGUCAUAACCAAUUAGAAAGUUUUAGCGUUUCUAAACCACAAACGCAAGUUUUCAAAAUAGAAACGCAAGUUUCCAAACUAAAUUUUUUAAAAAACGAAUUUCAAAUACGUUUCCGCGAAUUUCUGAGAGAUUCCGAUUCCAAAACGUAAAACAGACUUUUAAUCGAGUUUCUAUGCAACAUAGAUUAUACUACAAACAUAUACUAUGUUGCGUAAAAGUAUAUAAACAGCUAAGAAGUCAUAUAUGAAAGGUAUGAUUAUUAAGAAUACGCAAGAAUUUCAUAUAUUAGUGAUAUAUACUAAUAACAUAUAAAAAUAAGUUAUGACUUAUGAUCAUCAGGUAAUGUGUUACAAAAAAAAAGAUAAUCAAGUAAUAUAGUAGAUAUCGAUCAUAUUAUAUCCACGUGAAAAUUCCAUGAAACUCGGACACGCGUAAAGAUGUAUGAUCUUGUUCUCACUUUCGUCAUCAUUUACUGAUUUUUUAAUCAUCCAUUCAACUAGUCGAGCUUGAGAGUCAAAUUUAUCUUUCAGUUACUCUUAAUUAAAAUAAAAAUGGAUUAAAUUUUCUGACCUUCGAAAUUACGGUCAGUUCAAUCAGUUGAUAAAUUUCAGCAUUAAUAGAUCUGAACCUGAACACUUCAUGUAAUUUAUGUAAACAGCUUUUUAGGAUUAACCGCAACUUUGUGAAAAAUAGGGUAAAAAUUCCAAAACUUAUAUGCCAAAACAUAGAGAAAAUUAGCAUGUUCCCAACUAAGAACUUCAUAUCGUGUGAGUUAGUCUUUAAUUAACAAUCACUAUCUUCAUGUAAAGAGAUAAACAGACUGUGAAGCUCAUAAAUAUCAUCCAUUAUUCAGCACCUAUAAGCACCCACUUUCUUUUUUGGUUUUCCUCUCUCUAUCUCGCUCAAUCUGUAUUAUGUAACAGCCACCCAAAGGUUACAAUUCAGAGGUUUCUAUUUUCCAUAGUUAUUAUUGUAAACUUAAAAGAUUUGGGGUAGAUCUAUCUGCGUUUAUUUUCUUCUGUUUGGCACGACAAAUAUAAAGAUGGAGAUCAAAGUCAAACCAAAAGCCUUAGAGUCAGAGCUUAUAGCAACUAAAGUGGAAGAUGAUAUGAAGAAGAUGAAAGAGUGUGUGCUGAUUGGUCAAGCUGCAAAUGAAGAGAUUACUAAAGAACAAGGAGCUAUGACGACCAUGGAGGAGGGUUUAAGACAAAACUCAGAUGAAACAAAACAAGAUCUAUCUAAAAGUGACUCAAGAUCAACAUCGCUUGAGAUGAUAGAAAAGUUGGAAAAUGACAGAGAUUCGAGCCAGAACGCAGAAAACACCCAAAAGCAAGAAGAGAAGAAGAAAGAGAAUAAUAACAUGAUGAAACACAAGAAGGCUAGUUCACACGUGUGGGACUGUGGUAGCUCUCUCUACGACUCUUUCGAGCUCAACUCGUUCAAACGGCAACUCGACUCAGCUAUAUCUGCUUCCUCCGCCAGAACUAUGUCCAUGUCUCACCUCCCCGACCGCCGUCUACCUCUUCUUAACUCGCUCUCGCCGGAAUCUCCUCUUCCUCCUCCGCCGGUUACUUCUUGUUCCUCCUCCGGAAACAAGAAACAUUCGAACAAGAUCUCUCGUUCUCUUCAGAGAUUCUUGAAAUCAGUGUUCAGACCAAAACAUCACCAAACUCUGUCCUCGUCCUCAAGCACUCCUUCUUCGCCGGUCUACAAAGCGGCCGGUCACGACGGCGUCGGCGAUAGAGAUCGAUACUACGUCGUUUAUGACAAGUCAGGAUCGUUGACCACCAUUCCAGAGUCAACAGAGAAAGAAGUGGGCCCGGAGAUUAACUCUCUUGUUAGGAAAACCGUGUCCGAGAGAUUCCCGGCGAGUCGAGUAGCUGGUAUAUCAUGUGCAUGAUUAAUAAUAUUUAUUAUCUAAGUCGUAUAUUUGAUAUGUAUGUUAUGUGAUAUUAGAGUGUUUUUCUUUAAGAAAACAUUUUGGAAAAAGUUAAUAAUCGUGUUGGACGUAUGUGAAUGUCAACAUCUAAUGAAUUUAUGAUGCAGCCUA